UCAGUUGUCUGUGGUCUUAUCAUGAUUGAUUUUUGUUGAGAGUUUUGUCUGAAAUCCCAGCUGUUUAGCUGCAGCAUCUGCAUUGCGCCUGCCUGAACUGGAUGCACUUCUGGGAAAAAUCGUUUAAGUACCUCAGUCACCAUGUCGGCCCCGGUAGAUGAAAGGAUUUCGGACGAAAUAGAGGCUUUGGAAGCUAUAUUAUUGGAUGAUGUCGUUAUCAAGAAAGUCGACGGUAUUCCUAAAAUAAUAGAAACAGUGGUCCAUCCAUCUACAGGAGAUGAUGUAGACCAACAGUAUGUUUGCGUGACGCUGGAGGUCAAGUUAACACCGAAAUACCCUGAAGACAGUCCUGAUGUGGCCCUCAGGAAUCCGAGGGGCUUAGACGAUGAAACACUGGCCACUAUUAAUUCACAAAUAACGAAAAGAUUGAAGGAAUGUGCAGGGCAAUCUAUCGUCUUUGAACUCAUUGAGUUGAUACGGGAAAACUUGACAGAAAGCAACUUGCCGAGUGGACAAUGUGUAAUUUGCCUGUAUGGCUUUGUAGAGGGUGAUAUUUUCAUUAAAACUAAAUGUUACCACUACUUUCAUAGCCACUGCCUUGCCAGCCACCUGAUUGCUGGUGAGAAAUAUUACCAGGAAGAGCUUGAUAAGUUACCUAAUUGGCAACAAGUGCAGGCACCACCUUAUAAGCAAACAUGCCCAGUGUGCCGCUGCCAUGUUUCUUGCGACGUGGAAGCCCUUAAGAGGGCGCCACACCCUGUUGAAUCAACAACAGCUCCUCCGUUCAGCUUGACUGCAGAGCUAAAGGCCCUGCAGAAGCACAUGGCGGCACUGCUGGCGCGCCAGAUUGCCAGGGGCGGUGUGGUGGGGAUGGGAGACACGGGGCCGCCACCACUCACCAUCACCACGGCUUCUGACAAUGAGGAUGAGGCCACAAAUGGUGCAACCUGCAGCACGGCGCCGCCGCCGAAGCCCCCGGCCGCGCGCCCCGCGGUGAAGGACAGCAGCUCGGAGCGGGACUCCGCCCCCGGAUCGCCGCAAGCGCGCGCCCCCUACAAGGGACCUUACAGGGGCUUCAACCGCCGCGGCAAGCCGGGGCGGAGGCCCCGCGGCGCUCCGCGGUGACCAUCUACGGCCCCAGUAACAGACCCCGUACCCUCCCACACUUCCCCUUACUUGAAAGAAUUACAACCCUCGUACUAUUCCCGAAAUAUCCCUCCUAUACCCAUCUUCUAACACCAUGUUAAUUUAUACUAGUUUACGGUACUUGAUCUCAUUGCCCCAACCGUAACUACCUUCUAAUUUAUGUAUAAAAAAAAAGAAAAAGUAAAAAAAAAGUCCCGUUAAGUUUGCAAUUUCUGUGAAAAAAAAAAUAAAAACAAAAAAAAAAUUCCUAAUUAA
This is a messenger RNA of Plodia interpunctella (Indianmeal moth), 1401 nucleotides long. RefSeq lists its product as uncharacterized. NCBI's taxonomy places the organism in Eukaryota, Metazoa, Arthropoda, Insecta, Lepidoptera, Pyralidae. The record is from RefSeq and is a predicted model, not a curated record. Gene Ontology annotation, biological process: protein ubiquitination. Bases 142 to 1125 code for a protein of 327 amino acids. Gene Ontology annotation, cellular component: nucleus. The transcript has 7 exons. Gene Ontology annotation, molecular function: ubiquitin protein ligase activity; protein binding.